Molecule: messenger RNA, 6189 nt
Organism: Labrus mixtus (cuckoo wrasse)
Lineage: Eukaryota; Metazoa; Chordata; Actinopteri; Labriformes; Labridae
Gene: lgr4
Product: leucine-rich repeat containing G protein-coupled receptor 4
Exons: 18
Coding region: 570-3491 (973 amino acids)
Biological process (GO): G protein-coupled receptor signaling pathway
Cellular component (GO): membrane
Molecular function (GO): G protein-coupled receptor activity; protein binding
Source: RefSeq, a predicted model, not a curated record
GCUGUUGAUGUCAGGAGCAGAGAGAGGAGGGGAACGUGAGGAAUGGCUGAAAACUGAGGGUGAUAUCCUGUUGUAGGAAACAAACCAGAGCGUACUUCUAACUCAAGACUUAGCCGCCUCGGUAUCAGUCGGUAAGCGACGCAUUAACACACAGGCACCGUUUUUGUGUACGUGGUUAUUUAAUGGGACACCGAAAACGCAAAAAACCGCAAGGUAGGCUACUUCUCCUGUCGCCGCCAGACCUGCUACUUUAUUUUCAUGGACUAAUACGACACAGAGGAGGGUUGAGAAAUGUUUCACGGUGAGGUUAUCCGCUCGUCUUGGAAGAUAAUGUUAGUGUUUUGACAUUAGCCGUGCGUUAGCAUUGAUAUUUUUUGGUGUCCGCUGCGUGAAUGAACAUUAAAUUGUUAUUACGAAAAGCGACGGUAAGGCGCAAUCUCUUCAUGCCUCAACCGACCACAUGAGAAGUCGACGUCCGGAAUAGGUUCAACCGCAAAACAAGGCCCCCCCCCACCGCAACCCCCACCGGCUCGUUUUUAUCUCUUUCACCUGAACCGAAGAGAAGGAAAAUGCGUGUGGACUUGUUUUGGAUGUGUUUGUGGUGUUUCCUUCGCCCUGGUGCCACCGGUCAAGGGCAGUCGACGGUGUGUGUACCCUCAUGCAGCUGCGAUGAAGAUGGGGGUGCAGACUGCUCCGGGAGAGGACUGACCAGCGUCCCAACCGGGCUCAGUGCUUUCACCUACUAUCUUGACCUGAGCAUGAACAACAUCACUGAGCUUCCAGCAUAUGUCUUCAAGAACUUCCACUAUCUGGAGGAACUACGACUUGCGGGGAAUGACCUGUCAUUCAUCCACCCUGAAGCCCUGUCUGGACUGCAUCAGCUCAAAGUCCUGAUGCUCCAGAAUAAUCAGCUGAAGACUGUGCCCAGUGCAGCCCUGAAAAACCUUCAGUCACUUCAGUCUCUUCGCCUGGAUGCAAACCACAUAACCACAGUCCCAGAUGACAGUUUCGAAGGCCUUCAGCAGCUGCGCCACCUCUGGUUGGAUGAUAAUAACCUGACUGAGGUCCCCAUCAGUUCUCUGAGACACCAGGCAAACCUUCAGGCUCUUACGUUGGCACUCAACCGCAUCUCGUACAUACCAGACAACUCCUUUGCAAACCUCACCAGUCUAGUUGUGCUGCAUCUCCAUAAUAACAGAAUUAAGGAGAUAGGAGAGAACUGCUUUGCUGGUCUCGUCAACCUGGAGACUUUAGAUCUUAACUUCAACAACCUGAUGGUUUUUCCUAAAGCAAUUCAAGCCCUGCCCAAACUCAAGGAACUUGGAUUUCACAGCAAUGAUAUUGCUUCCAUACCUGAAGGAGCCUUCCAUAACAACCCGUUUCUGAGAACCAUACAUCUCUAUGACAACCCUCUGUCCUUCGUGGGUGCUUCAGCUUUCAAGAAUCUGUCUGACCUGCACUCCCUGGUGGUGAGAGGGGCCAGCAUGAUGCAGGACUUCCCCAUUCUUACAUUCACUAAUAACCUUGAGAGCCUGACCCUGUCAGGAACCAAGAUAUCGUCCAUCCCUGCUGAUCUCUGUGAGGAUCUCAAGUUGCUCCGGACGUUAGAUCUGUCCUACAAUGAAAUCAAGGAGCUACCAUCUCUCCUGGGCUGUUCCCGUCUGCAGGAGAUAAGCUUUCAGCACAACCAAAUUCAACAGAUUGACAGGGAGACUUUCCAAGGUCUCUCUGUUCUCCGUUUACUAGACCUGAGUAGAAAUAAAAUCCGAGUUAUCCACAGAGAGGCUUUCCUCACUCUCAGCACACUUACCAACCUAGACCUGAGUAUGAACUCUUUGACUGUGAUUCCAACCACUGGGCUGAGCGCACUCAGUCAGUUGAAACUCUCAGGAAACCCACAAAUGAAAAAUGUGCUGACUGGAAAAAACCUGCCCAAACUCAGGUCCAUCUCGGUCCCUUAUGCGUACCAGUGCUGUGCGUUUGUCGGAUGUGACUCAAUGAUGAGUUCCUCCGAGUCAAAUGAUGUAAAGAAAUCUGCAGGCGGGGACGAUGUUGAAAGAAUCUCCAUUAUUGUGCAUUGCUCUCCUUUACCAGGAGCCUUCAAGCCGUGUGAGCACCUGCUGGGUAACUGGAUGAUCCGUCUGACCGUCUGGUUCAUCUGUCUGGUGUCUCUGGUCUUUAACAGCCUGGUGCUGGUGGUAACCUUUGCCCCUUCUCAUCGAGCUGCAGGCCACACCCACUCCUUCUACCCGCCCCUCUCUCCAGCCAGGUUGCUGAUGGGGCUGCUGGCUCUGGCCAACCUGCUCACAGGCCUGUAUGUUGGCGUGCUGACCGUCCUUGACUUUGCUACCUGGGGUUCUUUUGCAGAGUUUGGUGUGUGGUGGGAGAUGGGGCCCGGCUGUCAGAUCACAGGAGCUUUGGCGGUCUUCUCCUCAGAAUGGGCAGUUUUGUUGCUGUCACUGGCUGCAGUGGAGCGCAGUGUGGCAGUGCGGACAAUACUCAGGAAAGUUAUGUCACCCAGAAGGAACGUCAGCAGCCAUCGAGGAUGCUUGAGAGGAGACAGACGCUUCAGCUUGGCCGCGGGACUGCUGGGGCUGUUGGCUGCUGCUGGAGCCUGCCUAACAGUCCUGACCUCCAGUGAGCACUCCACCUCUCCCCUCUGCCUGCCGCUCGCUGGUGGUGAGAGUCCAGCCUUGAGCACCACAGUCGCUCUUGUGCUGCUCAACGCGCUGGCUUACCUGUUCACUGCAGCUGUGUACACGCAGCUGUACUGCCAUCUGGGCAGGAUGGAGCUGGUCGAUCCAGAGCAGACAGGAGCCCUGCGACAUGUUGCCUGGCUUGUCUUCACCAACUGCAUCUUCUUCUGCCCCGUAGCAGUUUUCUCCUUUGCCCCUCUCCUGACUGGCUACACAGCCGGGGGCCCGGAGAUCGCCAAGUCUGUCACCCUCAUUUUCUUCCCGUUGCCUGCGUGUCUAAACCCGGUACUGUACGUGUUCUUCAGCCCGGCCUUCAGGGAGGACUGGCUGAGACUACGUGGACUCAGAGGUUUGAGCAGGGAGUUUAAGGCUGGUGCUGAAAGCCAUGGAGAUGAUGGCAGUGGAGGGUCAGAGCUCACAGACGGGGGCUCAUCUACCCACCUGGGCUAUGACUGUGGGAUGUACACACAGCUCUGUGGAGAGACAGGUUUGUGUGAGCAGUGCGAGGCAGCACUGCAUGCCAGGGCCUGCUCUUCCCCCUCAGUCUGUAGACACUUGGUGAAGUCUCAUAGCUGUCCCACCCUCCUGGCAGGAGCUGCACUCUGUCAGCGCGCUGAGGGGUUCUGGGCAGACAGCGGCACACCCUCUGCUCAGUCUGAGUAUGCAGACGAGGGGGACUCAUUUGUGUCGGACAGCUCGGACCAGGUUCAGGCCUGUGGCAGAGCCUGCUUCUGUCAGAGCAGAGGACUCCCUCUGGUACACUACUCAUACAACAUACCUCGAGUCAAAGACUAAGGAUGCUUCAGAGCACCACAUGUGAAUUUAGAUGCUACAAGGAUAUGUAAACAUUUUUAUAACAGACAAAAUGUGCCAAUCACCCUGCUAAAGACUACUCAAAGAGCACUUAUGUUUGUAUUUACUGUGUAAACAGAGAUGCAAUCACUCUUUAAAGGGAACUCAGUAAAUGAUCUGAACUGAGCACUUCAUGAUUCAAACUGGUCUACAAAGGAUCUUGCAAAGAAGAAUCUUGCCACCAGUGCCUGCCUCUUGCUUUAGAAUGGAGAUCACAAUGUUGCAAGCCUCAAUGUGUGUCAACAAUUUUGUGAUUCAUCAGUUUGAACUGAUCUCAUAAGCUUUUCAUUUUUAAUCGUUUUACAUAUUUUCAAAAAAUUUUACUUCUCCACAGCAACUGUUGAUUUUAUACUCUGAUUUUUUUUUUUACAUAAAUGUAGCACAUGUAAUAAUCAUCCCAGACUGUUCUGUGUGAAUGUAACUUUAGGUGGAAGAGGGAUAUUCUUACAUCAGCAAUAACUUCUUCCCUACCUUGCCUCUAUAAUCUACCGUCUGAGAAUGGUUUGAGUAAAUGCCAGUCUAUUCUAAACACUUCUUUGCUUUAAGACUAAGAAUGUGAUCAAAGUAGCAGAUGUCACUGUUUUAUGAACAGCUAUGCUCGGUGGUGGUGAAAGACGUUAUUUAUUGUAUGAGCAGGAGCGACAAUUUCAGGUGUAUGAAAGACGGCCUUUGAAUAAUGAAUACGAUAUAACCCAAGCAUUCACCUAAACAACAGCAGCUCUUGUUGUGUAACCCUCAAUAGAACACAUACACGUCUAGGUCAUUAUUUUUAUUAGUUUGAAGGAUAAUUACAGUUACUUUUAAAUCUGGGCCUUCAUUUUUACAGAUUUUUUUUUGUUUGAUUUGGAUCAAACUUUAUUUCUUUAUUUACAGGAUUAUUUUUGGAGGAAGCCUCAUAAUACCUCGUAACACCGGUUAUCUUAGCUUAGCCAAGCUGAACACAAAGUUUGGAAGCAGAUGGAAACAGCUGGUCUAUUUAAUCUUUUCAAAAGUGUCAUAAUAAAGUCUGAUGUACGUCGCUUUUGAGUAAAAGCGUCUGCUACAUGAACUGUAGAAUUGUAGUUAAACAUGCAAAAUGUAAAGUAUCAGUAAGUGAGAUUUAGAGCUGUUUUAUAACACAGUCAAGCUCACUCUUUACCACUGUUUCCACUCUAUUUCCAAACCAAAAUAAGAUCAGUUUACCAAUCCCAGGUCCUUAUCUUACUCUGGGUACGAUAUUUCUCAAAAUGUCAAUAGAAAAAUGUUGAAGUAUCUAUUUAAUGACCAACACACAACACACCUAAACAAAUUUGUUUAUUUAAAUCAACAAUUUCACUUGAGUUUAAGAGUAAUGGCUGCUGUAUGUUUCUAGUUGAUUUACCAUUUAUCUUUGAACAUAAUUUAGCUUAUGAUUGACAAGUUAAACACACACAUACCGUCCAAAUUCAACACCUGAAUAUAAUCCCACUCUUAACAUUAUAUUUUUCAACAUGAUUUGAAAGCAGCACAAGACUGGCAGCCAGCUGAGUCAACAAGAAAGUGAAAAUGCUUUGCCAAAAAAAAAGACAUGAAAUGGACCAUUGUAAAUGAAAACAGGGUGAUUAUUAUUGUCCUGUGUAUUCAAAGAGACAGAACCUGUAGACUGUAUUUUUCAUUUAAAGGAUUAUUUGUUUAAGUUUGUAAGCACACGGUCGGUCUGUGUGCUAUAAAAUAUGUUAUUUGGCAUGGUGGUACAAAAAAGAGAAAAUAAGGCCUGUGUUUAAUCCUCUGCCUCGUGUCUUUCAAACACUCAUUGUCUGUUCAUUCUAGUCUGUAUUACUCUGAAAAUUAUUUUAUUGUAAUUUAAUGUAGAUCUUUUUUCACCCUGAGAGCUGAGCUGUGUGUGUCGGGAGAUUGACUGAUGUUUGGUGUGAUGGAGCAUGACUGUACACAUUGAGGUGGAUACACCCUCGGAGCAUGUAUCCACAAGUGCAUGUCAUGUGAGUGCUCAGGAAUUUAGCCAACAUAGGGAACCGUUUUCUGCCACCAACAUGUCUCCUUAUAAUGCGACAUCGAAAUGUUAUCUUAUGGGGUUUUUAUUUUCAUUUUUUUAGGAAUUGUCUCGACUGGGUGUGUAAACUCUUGCACCAUCCAAAAUGUCUGUCGAUUGUUUUGAGAUGUCCCAUCUGGUGAAAAUGUCCAAACCUUUUUUUCUAUUAGUUUGGUUGUUGGUUUUUGUAUUGUAAUGUAAAUUAUUUGAAAAGAAUAAAGUAAUCAAGAAUGGGAUGCUAACUAAGGAAGCUACCUCCUCUACUGUAGUGGCCGCCAGCAGUGCUUUGUAAAAGAAAAGUCUGUUUUUCUUUUAUCUUGUUUUUUUUUUUGCUUUUGGGCUCUAUGUUGAAAUGUGUUGUACAUCAUCAUUUAAGAAAAGUACAAAUUGUGGGAGGAAUCUAUGUACUGUAUACUGUGAUUUUUUUUUUUUUUUUUAAACCAAACAAUAAAACUAUUACAUUUUAUUUUAUUUUUUUAUAGAUACAAAUUUGCAGAAUAAUCCAGAUUAUAAACCCAAUCUCACUGCAAAUUACAUUUUUAUUUGUAGUUUUUCAUGUGAGAUCUUUCCAAGGGGUCCAUCUGUUAGGAAUAAAUCUGUUUAUUGUGAAUGAAUAAAAUUGGAAGAACACAA